This is a messenger RNA of Aphis gossypii (cotton aphid), 1398 nucleotides long. RefSeq names its product ribosome biogenesis protein BRX1 homolog. Lineage: Eukaryota; Metazoa; Arthropoda; Insecta; Hemiptera; Aphididae. Gene Ontology annotation, molecular function: rRNA binding. Gene Ontology annotation, cellular component: nucleolus. The record is from RefSeq and is a predicted model, not a curated record. Gene Ontology annotation, biological process: rRNA processing; ribosomal large subunit assembly. The coding region runs from base 381 to 1304 and encodes 307 amino acids. The transcript has 6 exons.
AAAAACCGAAAGAUCAUUAGAAACACUGUACGUAUUUGGUAUGGAAAUAGUGUAAACGAAAAUCAAAAUUUUCGAAGUAUUCUGAAAGCCUACUACAGUAAUACGGUUUCAAAAUAGUAUUUGGUAGUCGGUAGUCUUAUAAAUCUCAUGCAGGACCUCACGACGUACGUAAGUAAUCGAUAUCUAUCGUAGUUUUGUUUCAGCUUUAUGGUACGUGUUGGUUCGGUUACGUUGGUACUCGGAGCAGACAGACUAUACGUUAUCUUGUGCUAUGCUGAAAAAUAUUCCGUUAUCACUUAUCAGAAUACGAAACUACAAAAACGCAAACACACGAAUACACGGGCAGUCGGCACAUCGCACGUGUUGUUGAUUUUUUGAAAAUGGCGAAGAAAGGUUUGAAAAGGAAGCAGAAAACGGAAGUAGUAAAAAAAGAAGAUGAGGCAAAGGUGAUUUUGCCUCUCGUCCGACGUUCGGACGAACCAGUUACCAAAAAGGCUAAAUGGGUAAACAGAGAACGAGUUUUGGUGUUUGGUACUCGUGGGAUUAGUUUUCAACAUCGCCAUUUGAUGAAAGAUAUAAUCAAAAUGUUGCCUCAUGCAAAAUCAGCUAACAAGAUGGAGCGUAAAGAAAAUUUGUUUGUAGUAAACGAGAUGUGCAAGAUGUCUCACUGUAAUAAAUGCAUUUUAUUUGAUGGGAGACUUCAAAGAGAUUUGUACAUGUGGUUUUCAAAUUCACCAGAUGGGCCUAGUAUUAAGUUUAAUGUGGAGAGUAUAUUUACAAGUGCUGAACUAAAAUUAACUGGCAAUUGCUUAAAAGGCUCACGGCCAUUGUUGUCAUUUGACAAUUCUUUUGAUGCUCAUCCUCAAUAUUCUUUGUUACGAGAAAUGUUUGUACAAAUAUUUGGUGUGCCAGACCAUCAUCCCAAAAGUCAACCGUUUGUUGACAAUGUUUUAAACUUUUCUGUAUUAGAUAACAGAAUAUGGUUUAGAAACUAUCAAAUAUUAGAUGAGAAUGGUGCUAUAGCUGAAAUUGGACCAAGAUUUGUUUUGCAGCCAAUUCGUAUUUUUAAAGGAAGUUUUUGUGGUGAAACUCUUUGGGAAAAUCCAUUUUAUGUUACUCCAGCAAAGACAAGACGUUUAUUGAAAGAUAGUAAGAAAGACAAGUAUGCCAAUAAUAAAAUACAGCGUAAAGCAAAGAAGACUAAAGAACUGCUUGCACCAUUCCGUGUUAAACCUGAAAAUGAAAUAUUUAGAGAUGGCAAUGUGAAGGAAAAGGCUAAACAUUUAAUAUCUAAAAACAAAUAGGCUUUUUAAUGUUAAAUUUAUAAUAAAUAUAUUAAGAAAUUUGUUUUACACACAAGUCAAUAAAAUUUGAAAAUAAAAACAUUUGAAUACCAUA